UAUAUCGAUAGUAAGUAGAUUUACUCAAGAAGGGUUCGGAAGAUAAUUAUUGACGGACACAGUUCCGUGACAGGAAGUUGCAGCAUGAAGAAGAAGCAAGUUGCUCACUGUCAAUUUUCCGUUUGGUAUCCGAUAUUUAAGCAACAUACAAUUAAAAGUCUGAUUCUUCCACUGCCUCAAAAUGUAACAGAUUAUUUACUGGACGAUGGGACGCUGGUAGUUUCUGGGAGUGAUCACAUUGCACAGCAGCCCCAUAUUAACAACGAUUCCGAUGCUGAGGAAGAUAUUCAGUGGUCAGAUGAUGAAACAACUACCACAGUCACAGCUCCUGAGUUCCCAGAAUUCACAGCCAAAGUGCUGGAGGCGAUAAAUGCUCUGGGUGGUCGUGUUUUCCCCAAACUCAACUGGAGUGCACCAAGGGACGCCAACUGGAUUGCACUUAACAGCUCUCUGCAGUGUCAGAGCCUAAGCGAAAUAUUUCUCCUCUUCAAAAGCUCCGACUUCAUCACCCAUGACCUCACGCAGCCAUUUCUUCACUGCAAUGACCAGGAUUCGCCUGAUCCUAUCAUCAAUUAUGAGCUUGUCCUGAGAAAGUGGAGCGAGCUGAUCCCUGGCGGAGAGUUCCGCUGCUUUGUUAAGGAAAAUAAACUGAUAGCGAUCAGCCAAAGAGACUACACUCAGUAUUAUCCGCACAUCUUGAAGCAAGAGGAGUCCAUUGUUCAUGCUAUCCACCACUUCUUUAACCAGCACAUCCAGUACAACUUCUUGGAUGAGGACUUUGUGUUGGAUGUCUAUAGAGAUAGCCAGGGGAGAGUGUGGGUCAUUGAUCUGAACCCGUUCGGGGAGGUCACUGACUCCCUUCUGUUCAGCUGGGAGGAGCUGACGUCCGGCGGGGAAGUGGCCCGGCAGCAGGACGAGCCGGAUUUCCGCUACACCGCUAGCGAGGUGACGGUGCAGCCCAGCCCCUGCCUGAGCUACCGAAUCCCACGUGACUUUGUGGAUCUGUCAACUGGAGAGGACGCUUACAAACUCAUCGACUUCCUCAAGCUGCAGAAAAGCCAACAGGAGGACGAAGAGGACGAGGAACCUCCGCCGUGACUUUCAAGUUCCCUGCACGAUGUGACUCGACACCCCGCCCCACCCCUCAGGUGUCCUGAUGCAAUCAAAUCUGGACAUAAGAGAAAAUUGUUACGGUUGUAGCUCACGUGUUAUGUUUAGCCUCGGUUCCUUUUCAUCUUAAAUCCCGUCUGCCUUUCUACCGCCCAAACCCAGCAGGACCUUCUCAACCCCUGAGCAAACUUCUUUAUUUAACACUAAAGCUCUUGAUCACCCAGUCACCUUUAAUGCUUCUUUGCCGCCGCCGCCCUCCCGUUCGUCUCAACUAAUUUAGUCUGAGCACUCCUGACAAACUCAUUGCCUCCAUCCUUCAGCCCCCCCAGUGUGUGCGGUUUUCCCAUCAUGCAUCUCUGUAGACCGCAACCCUACGGACCCCCCCAUUAAACUUGUUGUCACAUAUCGA
Molecule: messenger RNA, 1519 nt
Organism: Syngnathus typhle (broad-nosed pipefish)
Lineage: Eukaryota; Metazoa; Chordata; Actinopteri; Syngnathiformes; Syngnathidae
Gene: cdc123
Product: cell division cycle 123 homolog (S. cerevisiae)
Exons: 13
Coding region: 85-1098 (337 amino acids)
Cellular component (GO): cytoplasm
Source: RefSeq, a predicted model, not a curated record